AUGGCGGGKCUACCAACCCGGUUGAUAUCCGCAUCAACCGGCUCCCUUCAUACGGCAUUCCGAGGACUAUCCUUGAACACCACGAUAAAGCGCAGCUUCUCAACUUCCCUGUCCGUCCAAAAAGUGAAAACAAUCCCCGAACACAUCCCGCCAUAUCCUUACGAACCGAACCGCGUAUACAAGCAAGCCGACAGUGGUCUCUACGGCGGAGUCUCAAUCAGUUUCGGCAACAAAAUCUCCAAGGGCAGAAAUAAAGGCAAAACACGACGAUCAUGGAAACCCAACGUGCGAUGGAAGAAAAUGCCCAGUGAAGCUUUAGGGGAAGACGUCUUUGUCAAGCUUACGCGAAAGGCGUUGCGGACGAUUCGGAAAGUUGGUGGAUUGGACAAAUAUCUUUUGUGUGAUAAGCCGUCGAGAUUAAAGGAGUUGGGUCUGGCGGGUUGGAAAUUGAGGUAUCGGAUUAUGCAGUCUCCGGCCAUGAAGAAGAAGUUUGCGGAGGAGAGGGAGAAGUUGGGGAUUUCCAAGGCUCCGGAUACAUUUGAACAAUGGCUCAAGGCGAAGCAACUGACUGAGGCUACUUCGGUCGUUGAGGCUGUUGAAGAUGCUCGAGAAGUUACAGAAACUCUAGAGGGGACACCUCUCAACGAGGAGUCGUUACCCGAGGCUGAGGUGUUGAAGGGAGAGAAGAAGGAGCAGGCACCGGUGUUGGCAUGA
This is a messenger RNA of Talaromyces amestolkiae, 714 nucleotides long. RefSeq lists its product as uncharacterized. Bases 1 to 714 code for a protein of 237 amino acids. Gene Ontology annotation, cellular component: mitochondrial large ribosomal subunit. The transcript has a single exon. The record is from RefSeq and is a predicted model, not a curated record. Gene Ontology annotation, molecular function: structural constituent of ribosome. Lineage: Eukaryota; Fungi; Ascomycota; Eurotiomycetes; Eurotiales; Trichocomaceae.